Molecule: messenger RNA, 1572 nt
Organism: Anoplopoma fimbria (sablefish)
Lineage: Eukaryota; Metazoa; Chordata; Actinopteri; Perciformes; Anoplopomatidae
Gene: ucp1
Product: uncoupling protein 1
Exons: 7
Coding region: 137-1057 (306 amino acids)
Biological process (GO): adaptive thermogenesis; response to cold; mitochondrial transmembrane transport
Cellular component (GO): mitochondrial membrane
Molecular function (GO): oxidative phosphorylation uncoupler activity
Source: RefSeq, a predicted model, not a curated record
GCUAAAGAUGCAUCUUCCCUUUCUGCGGAGUGGCACCUUUUAUGGAUUAUAAUCUGGCCAAUCAAAAUCUGCCCGGUAACAAACUACUGAGGAUCAAAGGGAACCUUACAUUUUAGACAAACAUUUAUUAGGAAACAUGGUGGGACUUAAACCCUCAGAUGUUCCGCCUCCACUGGGGGUGAAGAUGGCGAGUGCUGGGGCUGCAGCCUGUGUUGCUGACCUUUUCACAUUUCCCCUGGACACAGCAAAAGUCAGACUACAGAUUCAGGGAGAGAUGAAGGGAAUGGAAGGCAUCCGCUACAGAGGGGUGUUUGGGACGAUCAGCACCAUGAUCCGAACAGAGGGGCCCAGGUCUCUGUACAACGGGCUGGUGGCCGGGCUGCAGAGACAAGUGUGCUUCGCCUCAGUCAGAAUCGGCCUCUACGACAAUGUCCGAGAUUUCUACACUGGUGGCAAAGACAACCCCGGUGUACUGGUACGAAUCCUGGCUGGUUGCACUACGGGCGCCAUGGCGGUGUCUUUCGCACAGCCCACUGAUGUAGUCAAGGUUCGAUUCCAGGCCCAGAUAACCCUGAACGGUGUGGCUCGUCGGUACAGUGGCACCAUGCAGGCCUACAAACACAUCUUCCAGAAUGAAGGCAUACGAGGACUCUGGAAAGGCACACUACCUAACAUCACAAGAAAUGCACUUGUCAACUGCACGGAACUGGUUACAUACGACCUGAUAAAAGAGGCCAUCCUAAAACACAAACUGCUGUCAGACAAUCUUCCUUGUCACUUUUUAUCUGCGUUUGGUGCCGGUUUUGUCACAACAGUGAUAGCUUCCCCUGUAGAUGUGGUGAAAACUAGAUACAUGAACUCUCCACCUGGUCAGUACAAGAGUGCCAUCAACUGUGCCUGGACCAUGAUGACUAAAGAGGGACCGACGGCUUUCUACAAAGGAUUUGUGCCCUCAUUUCUGAGGUUGGGAUCGUGGAACGUUGUGAUGUUUGUCUCAUUCGAACAAAUCAAGAGAGCCAUGAUGGUCACAAAGAAGAGGAUUGAGGACAGAAAUUAAUAUUCACAUUUGACAAUUUGACUGAAAAAUCUGAACCACCACUGGGUUAGAACAUCGAUGAAGAAAUAUCAACUCGCAUUUUAGUUUUCAUUCUUUUUGUCUUAUGGAGACAAAGAAGAAAAUCCUUUGUUGAAAAAGUAAUAUUUGAGUGAAGUGUACCUUGUAUUUGACUUUAUGUUGAACUGAAAUGCAGAUCUAUCUUUAUAUUUAUCGUUUUUCAUUAUGAACCCAUUUUAGAUUUAAUGGAAGUGAAUGGUGCGAACACUCGGUUGAGAUAAACCACUUUUUGGAAGUUGAGUCUGAACUUUAACAUCUAUGAAUCUAAGUCUGCCAAUGAUGCAUUUUAGCCAGCUUACAGCAGUGCACCUUUAAAUAAUACUGGUGCCCAUAAUAAAAUGUCAAACAGUUUUAUGUGAAAUUGUACUUGUCUUACAGACCUUGUGCUUCCUUAGUAACUUGUGAUCACUUUCACCACAAAAAAACACAUUUCAAAACAUUAAAAUGUGUAUUUAUUA